AUGUUAAAUUUUAAAAUAACUUUAUUAUUAUUUAUAAAUUUAAUUAUACUUGCAAUUAUAAAUUGUUCAAUAAUUAAAAAAGAAGGUGAUUUUUUAUUUGCAUAUUUUUCAGAUACAGUUUAUGGACCGAUAACAGGAAAUGAAUAUUUACAAUUGAAUGAGAAAUGUAUGGAAUGGGAAAUUAUAAUUGAUAGUAGUGGAAUGGAUAUUUGGAAAUCAAAAUUUAGUAAUACUGUUGUGGUUUCAUUCAAAGGUACAAGCAGUAUUGAAGAUAUAAAAGCUGAUUUAGAUAUCAAAUAUUCAAAUUGUAAUUUAAUAGUAAAUAAUGAUUUAUGGGGUGGUGGUGGUAGUGGUAGAGGUGGCGGUUGUGGAAAGAUUCGUAAUGGAUUUCAAGAGAAAUAUAAUGAAAUUAGUUUAUUACUUUUAUCAACAAUUAAAAAAUUAGAUCAACAAUAUGAUAUUUAUUUCACUGGUCAUUCAUUAGGUGGUUCAACUGCAUUAUUAGCAUCAUUGGAUUAUGUUACAAAUCAUAAAGAUCUCAAUAUAAUUCAUUCUAUUAAUUGUAUAACUUUUGGACAACCUUCAAUUGGUGAUUUUGAAUUUAAUAAAUUUGCAAAUUUAAAAUUAGAUAAAUUUCAGUAUCGUCGUUAUAUUAAUAUUAAUAAUAUUGCACAAUUAAAUAAUAAUAAAACCAUUGAAGAUCCAGUAGUGAAUUUCUUAUCGGUACCACAUCCAAAUAAUAGUCCAAUUCUAUUAGAUUGUAAUAAUGAUUGUCCAAAUUACUCUUUAGGUUUACAUUUCUUGGAUCUUUAUAAAGAUAAACUUUAUAAUGAUAAAUAUUCAAAAUGUAAUUCAAAUUGUAAUUUUUUAUUCCAAAAUCCAAAAAUUACAAAAAAACAAGUUUAUCAUUGUCCAUCAUCUUCAGAAUCGACAAUUAAAGGUCACUUUUAUCCAGGUUCUGGUUUUUUCACUGAUAAAUAUUCAGUUUGUAUUUUUACAAAUAAAGAUGAUUUUAAUAAAUAUGAAUAUAGUCAAAAUAAUAUUUGUGGUGGUAAAUCUAAUAUUUUAAUUGAUAAAACAACAAAUGCAAUGGAGUUUGAAAUGACUGUUUCUGGUUCUGAUUUAUUUAUAAUUGUAGAGAAUCAUAAUUUAUUCUUUUCAACUUCAACUCUUGCUUUCAAUAUUUCAUUCAUUAGUACAAUUCAAGUACCACAACCACCAAAUAAUUUAACAUGUAAAAUAAUUUCAACAAAUGAAAAUUCAAUGGAUAUUUCAGUUUCAUUCAAAUCAAAUAAUACUAUUUCAUUAAUUCAACCAACAAUGAAAUAUAAUAUUUAUUUAAGUGAAAUUGGAAAAGAUUGGAUUAAAUAUGAAUUUGUUGAACCAUUAUCAAAAAUAGAAUUAAAUGAAAUUAUAAAAAAUCUUAAAAAAGAUGGUCUUUAUAGUAUUGUAUCUACAAGUGAUAAUGGAAUAGAAUCCAAAACUUCUAAUUAUUGUUUUGUUAAUGGAUUAGAUAAUAAAAAUAAAAUAAUUUGA
Molecule: messenger RNA, 1536 nt
Organism: Dictyostelium discoideum AX4
Lineage: Eukaryota; Evosea; Eumycetozoa; Dictyosteliales; Dictyosteliaceae
Exons: 1
Coding region: 1-1536 (511 amino acids)
Biological process (GO): lipid metabolic process
Source: RefSeq, a predicted model, not a curated record